Molecule: messenger RNA, 3645 nt
Organism: Tetrahymena thermophila SB210
Lineage: Eukaryota; Ciliophora; Oligohymenophorea; Hymenostomatida; Tetrahymenidae
Exons: 1
Cellular component (GO): membrane
Molecular function (GO): calcium ion binding; protein binding
Source: RefSeq, a predicted model, not a curated record
AUGUAUAGGCCAGUUAGAGAAAAUAACUAUUUUAUGUACAUUUAUGAUAUUUAUGAUAUAUCUAACUAUACAGACUUAGAAUUCCCAAUAGUAGGGAAUAUUACUGAUGCUAACCCUCCAAGAGGAGAAGAUUUAGUUUUCUCUAAAGAUGAAACUCUUUUAGUUGUUAACUAUGGGUAAGGAAUAGUAAUUUAUGAUUCAUAGGACAAGUUUAACUUAAGAGCUUUAAGCUAUUGGUUUAUCCCUAUUAAUUUGAAUGGAUGGCCUUCAUCAAUAGUAUUAUCAGAUGAUAACAAGUAUUGUAUCGUUGCAUCAAGAACGAUUGGAACAUUUUUUUUACUUGACCUAUCAGAUAUUAUGAAGCCAAGAUUGGUAAAUCAAACUUACACAAAUGGGGCUGAGUUACUAUUAAAAUCUAGCGUAUACACUAAUAUAGCAUAUGUCUGCGAUGGUACUUCAGGUUUCGCUAUUUUGGAUUUUUAAGCUCUCCCAUAAUUCAAAUUUAUCAGCAGAAUACCUGUUGAUGGAUGGGCCAAUCACAUGACAUUAAUCUCUAAUGAAAAGUAUGCUAUUGUUUCUUCUAUGGAUUAUAAUGGUAUGAUAAGCGUUAUAGAUCUCAGCAAUUUAUAUAAUCCUGUUAUUAUAAGUAAAUACAUUGAAAAUAAUGAAUAAUCAAUUGCUAAUUGCGUCCUUAAAAGCUUAGAAUAUGGUUUUUCAACUAGCAACAAAGGUCUUAGAAUUUUUCCUCUCAGAAGCUAAAUUGCUAUACACUCUUCAUUUUACUUACUGACAGAAGAUUCUUCCGUUAAAGCUAUUUCAAAUAAUCUCUUAAUCGGUUAAAGUGUAUUAAUCUAGCUUCUCCUUUUAUAUGCGACAGACGGAAUGUAGAUCUUGGAUGUCUUUUAUUACAAAAAUUUUUAAAAAAGCAAUCUUCCAAGUUGGAUAGAAUUUAUAAAAGUUGAUAAUUCUAUAAAAAUGCUAGUCGAUAAAUAAGCAUCUUCAUCAUCUUCUACUUCUACUUAAAAUAUUCUGAUUAUUUAAACUGCAGUGCCUUUUUAAAGUAAUAGCUUUGUCUAUGAUGAAGUCCCUACAAAUCUUACAGAUAGUUAGUUAAUAUUUAAUCUCCUGAAAGAAAAGGGUAUUAUUAUGAAUAAUAAUUUAUUAUCAGUAACAUUUGAUCCUAAUAGCAUUUCUAUUAGUUUAUCAUAACUAGAUUUACCAUAAACAAAUCGCUUGGUAGAACUAGUAAUUCUCACCCUUUAAAGAGGUAUUUACUAUAAUCCUAUAUCCUUCUCUGUCUCAAGCUCUUUACUUUUUUAACCUGAUAAUUUAGAAAUGAUAAAUUCACUAUCUUAAGAAGUUAGAGUGCAGAUGACGAUUGAAUUAAACUCAGGAGGGACUUUUGUAGAAAAAUAAUAUUCAGGAGUUAUUACAUCCAUUUCUGAAGACGGUUAAUCUAUUCUAAUUUAUGGAACUCUUGAUGCAGUGAAUAAAGUACUGAAAUAAAAGAUAUUUUAUUUCUUAAGCCCUUUAAUUACAGAUGAAGUUAAAUAAGCCUUAAAAGUAAAUUUAGUAAUUGUUGAUGGUCUAAAUGAAAAUUUAAUCAUUAACUAAAACUUUAUUGAAGCCACUAAAUACUACCUACGUUAGAAAUCUUACAUACAACAAACAUCCUCCCUUUAAAGUCAAAUUAAUGAGUAAUUCAGUGGUUCAGAGAUGACUGUAAUAGAGUAAAAUACAAUUAAUAUUCAAUUUAAUACAUUUUAAGAUUCAGAUAAUUUUCCUAUAUCGUACGAAGUCAAGUUGAUGUCUAAUGAAUAAGGAGUAGGUUUUAUAGUAUUCCCAAUCGACUAUUGGUUAAAAUUCUAGCCUACUUCUCUGCAGUUUAGUGGAAUAGCUCCUAUAUUUCUUUUAAAUACAAAAAUUACUAUAAAAAUGAUAGCUACUGAUGGAUAUUCUAUUACUUCAGAUAUAUUUACUAUCAAGCUCACUAAACUACCAUUUACAUACGUGCUUAGCUUAUUGCUUUAGAUCUUAACUCCCUUAGUUAGUAUUGUAUAAAUUUAUAAAUACAGAUAUUUAAUAAUCAAUCUAUUCUGUCAUAAGAAGAUAAUUAGUUCAAAAGAGUGUGUUCAUCCUAACCAACUAUAUAUUAAAUUUAUCCUUCUAUUAGGUAAGAAUGUAUUGUAUGCCAAUUAAAUUGUUUAACUAUACAUAAAAGAAAUUUAGAAAAAGAGAAAAAGUUCAAUAAGGUUUUCUAAUCUAAGUCUAAAAUAAAGUGAAAUCGCUCAAGGCGAAACUCAAAAAUAAAUUCAGCGUUCUCAAAAUACUUUAAAUAUUAAUAAUAAAACUGAAAAUAGGUUGUAAUAUGAACAAAAUAGUUAAUUUAAAGAAGCUUUUCCAGUUUUACAAAACAAAUUGCCUGAAAUAUAUGAAACUUAUUGCACUAAAGAUGGAAGAAUAGACAUGAACAGAGUUUUUAAAAAUAUUUAAAAUAAUAAAAUACUUGAUUAGUAUAUGGGUUCUAAGAAUCUUUUUAGGAGUGGAUGCUUGUAAAAAAACGAAAUAUUUAUAUUUGAAGGAGUAAGAGUUUUUCUUUCUAGGUUUGUUCUUGAAAAAGAUGAAAAAUUAAAAAACUUUUACUUGUUUUUAAAAAAAUUAUCUUUAAAAUCUCAAAAAUAUUCGAACAAUGAUUGGUACAAAGACUAUGUUGGAAUAUGCUUAAAUCAAGGAGGAGAUUCAAAAUAUAUUGAAAAUAUAACUUUGGAUCAAGUAAUAAAAACUUAUUAAGUAAAGUAGGAUAAAAUUAUUUAAAUUUUUGGUAUAUACUAAAAAUCUGAGAAUUUAGAAAAUAAAUUGGAAAAACUAUAAACUCACUAAUUAAAUAUUUUGAAACAAGUUUUGAUAGGUGAUUCUCUUGGAAUAGUGAAUCAAGAAAUUGGAUUUUUUAAAAAAUGUUUUGGAGAAUCCUUAUGGUUAAGAAAAUAAAAAAUAAAGAGAAUAUAAGCCUAUUUAUAAGAUACAGAGAGCUGCUUAUUUAAAAUAAAGAAUUUAUUUAAUUGCGGAUUUACACCUUAUGGCAUUCAAAAAAAUUUGAAUUUACCUAAUUGGCUAUUUUUUGAGCUUAAAAGAGGCUAUAUUAUAUUUAAAGGAACUCCUACCGAACAAGAUAUAGAAAAAUUUUAAGUUCGAAUCUCUGACACGUCCCACUACACAGUAAAGAAAUUUGACAUAGAAGUUACAUAGAUGUAAGAAGUUUAAGAAAAUCGGUAAAAAGAGCAUUCUAUGAAUAUAACUAAAUAAUACCCAUAUUAAUAAAUGUAAACAGAUUCUAAUUUAAUAAAUAAUAAUAAAUCUUUUAACUUGCUAUAACAAUAAUAAUAUCUUAUAUAAAACGCCAAAAUCAAUAUGCCAUAAAAUAAUUGUGUUGAUGAUUUGAGCUUUAAUCAAUAACAUCAAAAAGAAUUAGCGAGAGAAGAAUAAUUUUAAAUUAAGAAAUAAUAACAAUAUGAAGAGGAAGAGAAAGACGAUGUAAUGGAAUAUACUAAUUAUGGUUAGUCUCCAUCAUCUUAGAACCAAAAUUAUUUAUUUUAGAGUAAGCCACAUGAUUUAAAAUUUUUAGAUUGGAGUAAUAUAAAUAUGUGA